This is a messenger RNA of Zea mays, 1681 nucleotides long. Its product is annotated as neurofilament heavy polypeptide. Gene Ontology annotation, cellular component: nucleus. The record is from RefSeq and is a predicted model, not a curated record. The coding region runs from base 242 to 1345 and encodes 367 amino acids. Gene Ontology annotation, biological process: regulation of DNA-templated transcription. The transcript has 4 exons. Lineage: Eukaryota; Viridiplantae; Streptophyta; Magnoliopsida; Poales; Poaceae. Gene Ontology annotation, molecular function: protein heterodimerization activity; transcription cis-regulatory region binding.
AGUCUAGGACUGAAACUUGUAUGGCAGACAAUCAAUUCCAGCCCAGCGCUCGAAAUCCUCCAACGCAUGGGAGCGCAAGCAAACCAAACGAGUCUGGCUCGCUCUCCAUCCACCCCUUUCGUGUGUCCCCCCACUAGAAAGUCUGGAAGCGCCCGCGCGGCCCCGCGAAUAUUUUGAACUGAGCCAUCCACGCACCGCCGCCUUUUGAGCUCGCGGCGAGGGUUUGGGCGGCGGGCGCGACAUGGCCGGGAAGAAGACCACCCCAGCAAAGCCCGCCCCUUCUUCCACUCAGCGCAACGGCAGCGCCGUCCCCGGUUCCAAGAGCCGGCCUAAGCAGGCUUCGGAGGAGGCCGCGGCCGCCAGCGCCAAGGCGCAGUCGCCCUCCAAACCGCGCAAAAUAACCAAGGAGAAGCCGGCGGCCGCGAAGAAGAAGCGCGAGAAAACGGAGCCCCAAGAGGGUGGCAAGCGUAGGAAGCAGCAGGUGUUAGCCGACGCGGCGACGCCAUCGAAGAAGAGGAAGAAGGGCGGCGAAGGCCCGGAACCCAAGGAAGCCACGCCCGCGAAGAAGCACAAGCCAGCCGGGACGCCCCCGAAGAAGCAGAAGGCGCCCAGCAAACCCGCGACGCCUGCUAAGAAGCAGCAGUCACCCGGCAAAGCGGAGAAGCUCACGCCGAAGAAGAAGCAGCAGUCACCCGGCAAAGCGGAGAAGCCCACGCCGAAGAAGAAGCAGCAGUCACCCGGCAAAGCGGAGAAGCCCACGCCGAAGAAGAAGCAGCAGUCACCCGGCAAAGCGGAGAAAGCCGCGCCGAAGAAGCAGCAGCAGCAGCCAGCCGGCAAAGCGCGGAAGCCCGCGGCGGCGGCGACCUCGCCCACGAAGAAGAAGCAAGCCAAGCGCGAGAAGCCCACUCCCACCAAGAGGAAGCGCGGCGACGACGAGCAAGCAAAGGAGGCCAAGAGCCCCAAGAGAGCGCCCGCGGAUGGGGCGGCGCGCGCAUCUACGCCCGUGAAGAAGAAGCUGAAGGACCAGAAGGCGGCUGCGGCAAACAUGGGUGUGUGCAGCUUCUCCAUGGCGCGGGUGCGGCAGCUGAUGCGGGCCGAGGACCCCACCAUCCGCCCUUCCAGUGAGGCUGUCUUCCUCAUCAAUAAGGCUUCAGAGUUCUUCUUGGGGAAGUUUGCAGAGGAUGCUUAUCACAAUGCCGCGAAGGAUCGUAAGAAAUCCAUUAUUUACGAUAAUCUUUCAACAGCUGUUUCCAGCCAGAAGACUUUAAAGUUCCUUUCAGAUUUUGUACCGCAGAGAGUUGCAGCCGAAGAUGCUUUGAAGGCAAUGACGAGCAACAACUCGUAACCGAUUAUGCUAGACUAGAUUGUUAGUCCUCUACUCCUCUAUUUAGGCACGGCAGUGUUUUUUCUCCAGCAUGUACAAGGAAACCUGUAGUACUGACUCAUUACUGAAUUCUAUAUUUGAUCUGCAUUUCAGGCAGAACAGCUGAUGCACCGUACCCUGUGGUUUCUGUCCAAUUUAUGAUUUAUUACCCCGAGACCUGUAUUAGUCCAUAGAUAAGAGUGGAUUCAAAUGUUUCGUGAAAGGAUUUAUUUAGAGCUCAUGAAGGUAUAUUUACCUAUGAUUUAAGACAACUGUAUCAAAUAUUUAUUAUUUCUUAGUAAUAAAAAGAUAGAAUCA